Molecule: messenger RNA, 993 nt
Organism: Pestalotiopsis fici W106-1
Lineage: Eukaryota; Fungi; Ascomycota; Sordariomycetes; Amphisphaeriales; Sporocadaceae
Exons: 1
Coding region: 1-993 (330 amino acids)
Molecular function (GO): S-adenosylmethionine-dependent methyltransferase activity
Source: RefSeq, a predicted model, not a curated record
AUGGCGAUCAUCGAGGAGAAGGACAAUGCGCCAGUCUGGAAGUUGCAUAAUGUUGAUGCCACUUAUUGGGACGAGUAUAUCUCUACACGACCCAUUUAUGAUCACAAAAUCUUUGACCGUGUCAUUGACUAUCAAUCAUCUCAUUCCGCCAGCCAUUCGGCCGCGCUGGACAUAGGCACAGGCUCAGGUUCGGCUUUGGGGCCCCUGACCAAGAGUUUUGACCAUGUUGUCGCAACCGACAACGACCCCACGAGCCUGGAAUUCGCAAAAUCCAGACACUCCAGCAUACCUACUGAGCACCUUUCUUACACUCUUUCAUCGGGCGAAGACCUCCUUCAGCACCAUUCUCCCGGCUCAUUUGACUUGAUCACUUGUGCAGAGACAUUUCCCCUGAUGGACACACAAAUAGCGCUGUCCAACAUCUUCUCACUGCUGCGUCCGGGUGGUACACUUGCCGUUUGGUUCUACGGGCCACCUUUCUUCACUGAAGAAGAAUAUUCAACCACUUGCCAGCCGAUCCUCGACGCUCUCAUGGAUUGCAAAUUCCGUCCUGUUGUAAGUGGUGGGGAUGAAGCUCGCAUGAAAAGUUGGAAACGUGCAGCGGACGGGAAAUUCAGUUGGUUAGAUUACAUUCCAUUUGAUGCAAAGCUGUGGACCGACGUGCGCCGUCACAAGUGGAACACGCAGGCAAGACUCUCGUUCUUCACUCGCGAAGCCUGCGAUUUCCCCGUGGAAUGCGUUCGCAGCGUGGGACCGGACGAGGCACUCAGUGAAGAACAGGAUCCUACCUUUUGGGGCGUCAAGUGGAACUUCACCAAACUUAGAAGUUUCGUCAAUGCAAGUUUUCCAACACCAAACGGAUUGGUCGGGGAGCAGGAUAAGAUGGAGACACUCUUUGAGCAGCUUGCAAGUUGUAUGGGGGGCCAGGAGGCCGAGAGGACCUUCUCGUGGCCUGCUGUGCUCCUUACUGCAGCGAAGAAGGUAGAAAGUUAG